AUGGGAGAAGUGGUAGAUCAUACGAAGCUGGUGCUCGAUCUUCUGAAUAAGCAGCGGUUAGAGCGCGAUGGCUCUUCCUGUGAUGUGUAUCUCUAUUCCAAAAACGAUGAUUCGAAGCAGUUGGCGCCCAUUCGAGCUCACCGGAGUCUCCUGUCACUUAACCCCACCAUUUACAAUAUGCUCAACAAAGGCAACCACGGAGAGUGGGAAGCUGAAUUGGAUGUCUCUUACGAUGUCUUGGAUUCGUUGGUUACCUACAUGUACACAGGAAACAUCGAGUUCAAGAAAGAAACAGUAAUCAACAUCAUCCAAGCGUCGACAAAAUACAGUAUGGAGCGGCUUUGCACAAAAGCACGCGAGUACCUCAACAGCCUGACCCUCAAUGCCUUCGACGCAUCACAGCAGAACCACGCCAAGGCGAAUCCAGUGAACGCGAUUGUCGAGCGAGAAGCGGCGAACAAAAUGUACAAUCCGGAAUUCGGACUCGAUCCAAAUCAAUACUACUGGCUCAGUCCAGGAUCUCUUUACCUCCUCUCCAAGUGUCCGAUCUCUACGUAUUUGGAAUUUCUCCCAGUUUGUGUUAUGUGUCAGGUUCCUGUUGGCAACCCAAGCGCUCAAAAUGAAAUGCUGUUCUUUCAACAACAGAUGCCUGGGCACGAGCAUUCAUGCCACCGAGAUAUUCUGCUCUGCCGACGGAUCAAUUCCGGAACUAACUGGAGCCGCGUACGAAGCAUGCCUUACCACGCAGCACGCAUUGAUGGGCCAUCGUAUGUCCAGUUCCAAUUGUGCAAGGAAAUCAUGGAUGCGAAACCCUGUAGCUACGGUGACAACUGUACAUUUGCACAGUCCGACAUCGAACUCGACGUCUGGAACUCCGAAAAGCGAGGCGAGUUUAUGCGUGCUUGGGUCACCAACAACUGGACACCUGCUGACUCUCUUCCUUAUCUCAAAGGAAUUCUCAGUCGAUACGGCGGUAGCUUUGGUUUUUCGAAUGUCUCUACCGACCCUAAUCGACCGAAGAGACAAUUGUAUCACAAGCGUGAGGUGCGCAUUCGUGAUCCACGAAACUGCAAGACUGAGAUUUGCUGGCAUGAGCAGCGCGAUCCCGGUUCUUGCAAAGUAAAGGACACAUGCCACUUCGCGCAUUCUGACUUGGAGCUCGAAGUUUGGAUGCUUCUCCGAUCAAGCUCUAUCUCAGCCCAGCAACUUGUCGCUUUUUCAGAGAACGGAACACUUGGCAACAAGCGCAAGAAUCCGGACAUCAACAACGAAAUGAAUGAUGUAUCAACUCUUCCAAUCGACGAAUUCGUCCGGGAGAUCCAAGUCAAAUGCUGCAAAUGUGUGCAAUCGAUGGGCCCUGAUGCUCCAAUCUGCAACACCACGACCCAGGGCCACGGGCAACAGAAGACACUCAUCAUCAAAGACGGCCAAGCGAAUCAGCACCUGGUGCGCAACCUGUUUGGUGUCUUCAAGAACCAGAGUCUACCGAAGAAAUUUCUGAUGUGCCAGAAUAUGCGCGAACGGAACGAGUGCCAUUACCAAAACGCCUGUCUGUUCAGCCACUCGCCCGCGGAAGUCUGUGUCUGGCGCUUCCAGAAAGAACGGGAAAUUCGAAAUCAAGACGAACUCUACCGCGCGAUCCUCGACGAAUGUCAGAACGGCCCCACCGAGCCAAAGCGCAGCUUUUAUUAA
Molecule: messenger RNA, 1692 nt
Organism: Oikopleura dioica
Lineage: Eukaryota; Metazoa; Chordata; Appendicularia; Copelata; Oikopleuridae
Source: the annotation of a GenBank genome assembly